AUGGUUAAUAUUGAAUCAACAUCCAAUGCCAUCUGGUGGAUUAAAAAUCCGAAUGCUGGCAAAGGAGCUGGGGGUAAAGGAGAUGGGCGCAAGGAAUCGCUUGGCUCUAGCUUUUCUCUGGAUAUGGUAGAAUUGCUGCGCAAUAUAUCCUUGCAGGGCUACAACAAACUAUUGGCGCCGGAGUUGACGUUGCUGGAGAGAUUAAUUUGGCUGGCACUGCACAUGACCACGUUCCUCGCAAUGCUGGCGGUGCUGCUUCUUACCUGGGAGCAAUUUAUCGCCCAGUACUUUGUCAUCAAUCUGAAGGAUCCACUUUAUCCCGUUGAAAAUGUGCCAUUUCCGGCUGUGUCAAUAUGCCCCAACAAUCGUCUCUCCAUGCAGUCCGUCUUCACCUAUGCCCGCGAGUUGCAAAGCAACGAUCCUGCUUUUCGUCAAGUGGAAUACUUUGCAGAGCAGCUGAAGUAUCUCAGCAAAUUGUAUGUCAUAGGUGAAGUUAAUGAUGAUGUCGAGGAGUAUCUCAAUUUUCAAGCAUUUCUUGAUCUAUUCGGCACUUGGAAUAAUGAAACUUUCUUCAAUACCCGACGCAUUAUGAAAUUGUUGUCGCCCAAAUGCGAAGAUUACAUCUUAAAGUGCAGCUUGUCCAACAUUGAUAUACCUUGCUUUAGUGCGACAGCUUUUCAGGAAAGUCUCACCAAGUAUGGACCCUGCUGCACUUUUAAUACACAAAACACUCUCAAAAACCGCGACUUUAAGAAUCGUUUUGCCAACUCAGCUCAAGGUUUGACAGUUGUGAUCAAUGCGAGUCACGCUGAUUACUUUGCUCCCAUUUUGCAUACAAAUGGUUACAUUGUCAUCGUGCAUGAUGCCAACAAUUUUCCAUCGAUUGCUUCAUCGAAUUCGCUGGAAAUGUUUCCUGGACAGCGCGAGGAGAGUUUUCUCAAGAUCUUUCCGCGUAUCAUCGACACAGACAAGAGUUUGCACUCCUUUUCGCCUACAGCACGUCGCUGCUACUUUCACAGCGAAGCGAAUAUGCCGGACAAGAAUAAAUAUGUUUACACCUUUCCCAAUUGCAUCACCCGAUGUCGUAUACGAAGCAUUGUUGCUCUGUGCAAUUGUUUGCCCUUUCAACUCCCCUUGGAACUGGUUGAUAGCUUGGAGGGACUUGUCUUCUGUACACUCACUCAUAUUUCUUGCCUUAGCCAGUAUCAAUUCAAGUGGAAUAAUGUCUUAACUGAACGUGAGCGAAUCUAUGGCUUGGAGCGUGAAAUCGAGGAGGCACUGUACUGUCCCCACUGCUUGCCCUCCUGCAAUGAUGUGCAGUAUCGCAUCUCGAUGAGUGUAUUGCCCAUUGACAACUAUCUGGCCACGGUCAAACCAGAUGAGGAUAACGAAACAGAUAUCACCUCGGAUAUUUCCGUGCUUCGAGUUUUCUUUGGCGAACCUCAUGCGCAUCUUUAUACGCGUUUGUUAAACAAUCAAUGGUUCGAGAUAUUCAGUACUAUUGGCAACAUUUUGUCCAUCUUCAUGGGCUUCUCGCUGGUGGCCAUUUUCGAGUUGUCCUUUUAUUUCUUCAAGUACAUUUACAUCGGCUGCAAUCGGAUUAUAGAACGCAAUCGAGCUAAUAAUCAUGCCAAGAUGUUUGAUGCAUCAAAGCUACACAUUUAUCCAUAGUUAAAUGCAUGU
Messenger RNA from Drosophila albomicans, 1683 nucleotides. It is a transcript of the gene ppk22, whose product is annotated as sodium channel protein Nach. Gene Ontology annotation, cellular component: membrane. The transcript is spliced from 9 exons. NCBI's taxonomy places the organism in Eukaryota, Metazoa, Arthropoda, Insecta, Diptera, Drosophilidae. Bases 1 to 1671 code for a protein of 556 amino acids. Gene Ontology annotation, molecular function: ligand-gated sodium channel activity. The record is from RefSeq and is a predicted model, not a curated record. Gene Ontology annotation, biological process: sodium ion transmembrane transport.